AAUCCCAUAUACGUACUCUACCAACCUUCAUUUCUCAUGGCUCUCUUUGUAUCCCUACUCGUCAUAUUCUUGUUCCCUUCCAGAAAUUAUGCUCAGGGUCCACCUUCCCCUGGCUACUACCCCAGUUCAAGAAUCGGCUCAAUGGGGUUUAACCAAGGGUUUAGGAACCUUUGGGGUCCUCAGCAUCAACGUAUAGACCAGGGAACUCUCACUCUUUGGCUUGACAGAAACUCAGGAAGUGGUUACAAAUCACUCAGUCCCUAUUCAUCUGGUUAUUUCGGAGCCGCAAUCAAGCUCCACCCUGGUUACACUGCCGGAGUUAUUACCUCUUUCUACGUAAGAGAAUACACAGUACUUGACAAGGCUCGACGGUACAACCAACAAGAUUUUAACCUACUUUCAAAUGACGAAGAUCAUCCAGGGAACCACGAUGAAAUUGAUAUUGAAUUCCUUGGAACAACACAGGAUAAACCUUAUAUUUUGCAAACAAAUGUGUAUAUCAGAGGAAGUGGAGAUGGAAAUAUUAUAGGCAGAGAGAUGAAAUUUCGCCUUUGGUUCGACCCAACAAGAGAUUUCCAUAACUAUGCCAUACUGUGGAACCCCAGUGAGAUCAUAUUUUUUGUGGACGAUGUGCCAAUUAGAAGGUAUCCAAGAAAGAGUGAUGCCACAUUCCCAUUGAGGCCUAUGUGGGUAUACGGCUCAAUAUGGGAUGCAUCGUCUUGGGCCACCGAAAAUGGAAAGUACAAAGCUGAUUAUCAAUACCAGCCGUUCGUUGGAAGGUACAAUAAUUUUAAGAUAGCUGGUUGUAAGGCCAGUAAUGGUGUCUCGUGCCGCCUGACAACCGGUUCACCUUAUGGCUCUAAGGGGCUGAGCAGCCAGCAGUACGCUGCCAUGGGGUGGGUGCAGAGAAAUUACAAGGUUUAUGACUAUUGCCAGGAUUCAGCGAGAGACCAUAGACUCACACCCGAGUGUUAGGAUUGGGCCAAUUGGCUAAAAAAGUUUAGCCCAAGAGGGUUUUGUAAGUGGCUUGAGAUGGACCCACUUAUACAAAAUUGGGUUGAAGCGUCCAAGCCCUAAUUGUAUUGUGAAGACCCAGUAUGGGCUUGUAAGUGUGUAUGUAUUAUGUUUGUUUGUUGGUUUGUUUGGUUUGUGAUGUAAUAAAAGAAAUAUCAUACUUUCUAAGACAAAAUUAUUGCUGUA
Messenger RNA from Olea europaea var. sylvestris, 1200 nucleotides. RefSeq names its product probable xyloglucan endotransglucosylase/hydrolase protein 32. Gene Ontology annotation, molecular function: xyloglucan:xyloglucosyl transferase activity; hydrolase activity, hydrolyzing O-glycosyl compounds. The transcript has 4 exons. Bases 37 to 975 code for a protein of 312 amino acids. NCBI's taxonomy places the organism in Eukaryota, Viridiplantae, Streptophyta, Magnoliopsida, Lamiales, Oleaceae. The record is from RefSeq and is a predicted model, not a curated record. Gene Ontology annotation, biological process: xyloglucan metabolic process; cell wall biogenesis. Gene Ontology annotation, cellular component: apoplast; cell wall.